This is a messenger RNA of Carassius carassius (crucian carp), 4900 nucleotides long. It is a transcript of the gene urb2, whose product is annotated as URB2 ribosome biogenesis homolog. Bases 148 to 4626 code for a protein of 1492 amino acids. The record is from RefSeq and is a predicted model, not a curated record. Gene Ontology annotation, cellular component: nucleolus. Gene Ontology annotation, biological process: ribosome biogenesis. Lineage: Eukaryota; Metazoa; Chordata; Actinopteri; Cypriniformes; Cyprinidae. The transcript is spliced from 10 exons.
UUUAUAUGCUUAAUCCAUCCCUAAGUGUUGAUCCUCGUUCUCGAUUAUUACUGUCUGGUGUUAAAGUGAAGAGGUUAGAGGUCUCUACAGAUUCCGCUGCCGCAGCGACAGCACGUGUGUGAUGAGAUUACACAGAGAAAUUUAGAAAUGGCUGCCAUUUACUCCGGCAUCCAUCUGAAACUGAAAAACUCUCGCACACCCUGGCCAGACAAACUAAAACUUGCUCGAUUUGCAUGGAUAUCAACACAGUGCCUUCUUCCUAAUAAAGAGCAGGUUCUGUUUGACUGGACAAGUCAUGCCCUCACUGGCUUUUACAAUAAGAAAGUGGAUGUACCCUCAGAGGUGGUGGAGGGUUUAUGGACCUACCUAGAUGAUAUCCUUCACAGCAGGAAGCUUCAUAAUGUGUUGAGUCAGGGAAAAACCAUUAGCCUUCGUCUCACACUAGCACAGAUUAUCAACGACAGGAUUUUGGACUGUUCUUCUGGAUUCAAAUCUGUCAGUUUCCACACCAUUCUGAGCUGUUGCCAUGGCAUCUUGACCUCCCCAGUGCUUUCUGUGACCUACACUGCUAAGUAUGAGUUGUUAGUGGAUCUCUUGAGUCGACUCUGUGGCUUGUCCAGCAUACAUCUCAGGCAGCAGAAAAGUGACGAGCCUCUCUCUCUCAAAGUCUUUGAGGUUCUCCUCCUUGUUCUCAGCACCUAUCUAACAGUGCAGAAACAGCAAGCAAACUCCAACCGAGUCUUUUCCCAGGUUACAGCACACCUCCUUCAUCCUCUUCUCCUGCUCAGACACUUGCUGAACACUAGAGUUUGGACUGAGAAGGAUGAUGUCAAGAUUCGCCAACAUCUGAGCAAGGAAAUCCGAAACAAAGUGGAUGCUGUUCUUCAGUCAGUGCUCUUCAUCCCUGAUCAUUUGAUGUCCUACAAGGAAGAAGUUUUACCAUUGGAGGAUAAAGCUGGGGCCAAAAAGGGCCAUGCAGGAAAGGGCUUGCAAGGCCCUAUCAAUAUGAUCCUUUUGAAACUUAAUGUCCAAGGAACUAACGAAGAGGAAGAGGCUUUAUUUUAUGCCGUUAAAUCAAACUCUCUCACUCUGCUAUUUAAAUUCGCCCUAGAUUCAUUUUGUAAAGGGGGAGAAAACAAGCAAGUGGUCUUCCACCUCAUGGCUAAGCUCAUUACUGCUUUGGGUUUCACAGAUGAACUGGAUAUAGAUGAGAGAUUUAGUGCAUUGAACUGGGGUAUUGCUUUACUCACUCUGGAGAACCUCCUGAACUCCUGUUUGGCUGGUGAUAUUUAUAAUGUGGCUGCGGACAGAAUACAACAUGGAGAGGUGCAAUUGAAUUUCUACAGGAAACUGGCUCGCCUAUUAUUUAACAAUGCCCAGAUGGGCAUCCCAGCUUGGUACCGCUGUCUCAGAGCUCUGCUUGCACUGAAUCACCAUAUCCUGGAGCCAGAUUUAGAUGAGCUCCUUUCAGCUGUGUGGGUUGAUGGAGACAACAUGGAAGUACGCGUUAAGAAAGCCAGAGAAGCGCUCGUGUCUGUCGUCUUGCAAACUUAUGCCAAACUCCGACAGCUGCCUAAACUUAUAGAAGAGCUGCUUGAUGUAGUGUGUUGGCCUGCAGCGGAUGAACUGAGACCACCGUUGUUGCCUGAAAUGAUACAAAAGGCUCUGAGUCAGUGUUUGCUAGACAAUCCUCCGAGCCAAAAUCUCGAGAUCUGUUGGCUCAUUUUAAAAAAGAUGCAGCGCUAUCUUCUCCCUCACAUCCAAGAUGAAGCAUCGGAUUUGGCACUGAAAGUGUUUUCUUUGUGUUCGCUCCUCUAUGCUGUACUCUUUAGUUUUAAGACCCUAGACAACAGCACCCCGGUGCCAAUCGUGAAGAAGACUCAGAAUCUUAUGAUGGAGAUGCUGAAGGUCGUUGAAGACCUUUUGAAAAAGAACCUUGUCAGCGAAGGUCCUUGGAUGGAGAAGGUCCAAGAGGUGAUCCUUCUGCUUACUUAUACUUGGGUUGAGGUGGAUACGCUCUUCCAGAUUCAUUGUUCUAAGUACACAUCGCCAGCUGCCUCUCAGAGUGGCGCUUUAGUGGACAAAGCCCUGACAUUAAGGGACAUGGACAGUCCAUUGGGUAAACUAUUACAGAACCAUCUUGCGCUCCACAAGCUGAAGGUAUGCUUGCUCAAACCAUCUACUGAAACAUCAGGUGCAUUAGAGAUGCAGAAAAUGGCUCAGUUUAUUCUAAAACGGCAAGAACUUACAAUGAUGCUUGACACCAACCAAAUCUGGGACUUUCAAUUUUGUACAGUUAAUGCCAACACUUAUAUAGCCGCCCACUGGUUUCUUGUUACCACCAACCUUCCAUUAAUUGCCCCUUAUCUUGGACCAAAUGACACAACUGUUUUUGCAGAAUGCAUGUUGAAGUCUUUGCUUCAGAGUUUGGAUGCCUCUGGAAGCAAUUUGGAGAACACUGGGAUCUCUGUCUCCUUAAUAUCCAGACAAUUACUCGAGAGUCCUGUUCUUUGGGAGCUCCCUGAGAUGUUCUCUGCAGUGAUAAAGUGCAUAAUCAAGGCAUUAUUCGGACAGCUUGGCUCAUCACACGGUCAGUUCGUCAGUACUUCAUUUUUCAAACCUUGUGUGAAAAUGGUUGGAGUUGAAGAUGAAGAAACAAACAUGAUGAGACUGAAAGCCAUCAGCCAGGAGAUGUUAGACUCUGUCAAAAUGAGCUCUUUCAUAACUCUAUCUAAAACACAGGUAGAUCGAUUACAGCAGCUGCUUAAAGUCACAAGUGUCCUGAAUGGAAAUGCAAUGUCCUCUGAAGACUAUUCAGAACUUUUUCUGACUUUGUUCACGCUGACGACUUGUGUUCAGUGUGAUGAAAGCAUCGAUGACUCUGCAUUUAUUGGAUUGCUCAAAGAGCUUUUUAAUGUUAUGGCUUCACUCCUGAUGGUUAAAAACUCUCAAAUGAUCCUGAAAGUUGUGCAUGGAAGUAAUCUCUUAGAGGCAACUAUGACUUCACUCUUUUCUCGGAGCAGCAAGGGGCUUUUCAAGGGUCUGGAUGGCCUGAUCUGGUUGUCUUUCCUUCAGUCAGUUCAAGUAUUCAUUCAGUACCUAAUUCAGCUCAUAAUCGACAGGAGGAGCAGCAUGUGCCUCAAUCUGGAGAAGUUCACCUCCUUCAUGGUUGAAAGUAACCUCACUGGAGUUCUGGCUGUAGAUGCAGGGGAUCUCUGCUCACUACAACUCCAUCUGGUUACUUUAAGCACGCUUUGCAAAGAAAUUAUGACAAGUUUUGGCAAGAACAAACAGCUGGAUAAGACUUUGACUCAUUUGUUAAAGAAGUCCACUUCUGUCAUGGAGCCAGCCAUACAGGCUAUGCUGAUACGCAAGGGAAGUAGACAGAUUCAGUCCUUUUCUGUUGAAAUGGUAACAGUCAUGAUCAGGUGUGAACUAGCAAGAGCCUCAAUCUCUGAAAAUGAUGGGCAGGAGAAAAUCUCCCACAUGGUGUUCUACCGGAGCUUCUGCCAGCAGAUCUUCAAGGAACUCAGCCCGGCACCACGCCCUAUGGACUUCCUCAUUUCAUCAAUUCACUAUCUCUCUGCGUUCUACAUGGCUGCGGAAAAGACCAAAGCGAAAGGUCUUGAAGAACUCCAUAUUAAGAUUUUGCUGAGUAUCCAUGCGCUGCUGUCAGGAACGUGGUUGUCGUUGUCAGACGUGAAGGAGCUGGAGGAGCCAGUAAAGGAGCUUCUUAAUCAGCUGGUGUCCAGCUGUUCUCAAGAACAGUUCCAUCUAUUACUGCUGAUGCUCAGAGAGGGACUUGUGCCAGCAAAGAUUGAAGGAGGCAACUGCACUGAGGUUCUGUCCACAGUAAUUUUUAUAAAGCUGCUUGCCUGUUGUCAGUUUCCAGAGCAUUGCUCGAAGGCUUUUUGGCUUAUCACCCCACAAAUCAUAUCUACUCUCAUUUUUGUCAUAAAGGAGUCCAGCAAGAUCCCUUCUCUGACCCGUGCGCUGACGUUACCAGCUCUCGAGACUUUGACCGUCUUGCUCCGGCAGAGUGAAGCAAAGAUCUCCAACCCACACCAUGUCAUUGUGGUCCUGGGUGCACUGCAGUUUGUGCCUCUCGACAGUCAUUCCAUGGAGGACUACCAUGCUGCUUUUGAGGCCAUUCAUGAAGCCUUGUUUGCAACUAUCCACUGCUACCCUCAGGUGAUGUUAAAGGCUUCUCCCACCUUCCUGAAUUGCUUCUAUCGCUUGGUUUCAUCAGUCAUGCAUGAAGGCAGACAGCGGGGUGACUCUGAAAGAGCUUCUGAGAAAGACAAAGAAUGUCUUCUGAAGUGUGCCAUGCUGGUGGAGAGGAUGUACACUCAUAUUGCCAAUGCUGCUGAAGAUUUCACAGUCCUGUCUUCAUUCAUUGUUGCCCAAUAUGUCAGUGAACUGCAGAGGGUGACGCUUCAGCCAGAAGUUAAGGCACAUUUAACAGAAGCCAUAUACUGUAUCCUGGACCAUUGUGUUGAACGAGACAUUAAGUUUUUGAACACCACCCUUCAAAUGGGUGUCAAGGAAGUGUUCAAUGAACUGUACAAUAGUUACACACACUAUCACAAAUCUCAAAGACAAGGGGAAGAAAAGUACACAGUCUAAAAAUCGCAUCCCGUUCCUUAAACUGUUGGUGUGAAGUGAAUACAUUUGUAAUUUGUAAUGUUUACUUUUAAUUACUCUGUUAUAAUUAAGGAAGACUCUAGAAAUGUUUAAAAGUAUGUUGUAUGUUAGUUCACUCAAACAUGAAAAUUUGUUGUCAUUUACUCACCCUCAUGCUGUUCCAAACAUGUAUGACUUUAUAUUUUGAUAAUUUUUUUAUCUAUACCGUGUUUUUUGAUUCACAGUGUUCUACAAAAUAGUUUUUUUGUUGUGCAUA